Messenger RNA from Trypanosoma rangeli, 339 nucleotides. RefSeq lists its product as uncharacterized. The transcript has a single exon. The coding region runs from base 1 to 339 and encodes 112 amino acids. The record is from RefSeq and is a predicted model, not a curated record. Lineage: Eukaryota; Euglenozoa; Kinetoplastea; Trypanosomatida; Trypanosomatidae.
AUGAGCGUCCGUGAUGAACUGGUGGGGAAGCUAACAGCAGCGCUGGCCGAGGUUCAGCGGCGCAAUGUCUCAUCCUCGAAUAUCACUCUUGAUAGUAAACUGCUUGAGGCAGUCGCCGAUUACAUUGAACAGGGUGUGGGGGGACAGACGACCUUACAACGACUACAUGGAGUUCUACUGCAGACGGCAGCAGCUUCAGAGGAUGUCUUUUCUGCGGUGGAAAGAAGUGGAAGUGUUGUUGCAGGAGAGGUGGUGUCUUUGGAGGUGUCCGCAGAGGAACUGGGACGACGGCGUGCGGGGCGUCUUCUUGCGCAGGCACUGGCGUUACGGUUCAGGUAA